UCACUGUGUUUUUAUAGCCAUGCUACUACUGCAAUAGGUUUUGUUAUAUAAGGUGGAUAAACUCUUGAGAGAUCAUUCAUCAAGAAUUUCACAUUGUAAACACAAAAAUGGCUGGUUUACGGGUCGUCAUAACAGUCACUCUGCUGAUUGUGUUUACAGUGCUAUGUUGCAACUUUGAAACAUCUGAAGCUGCAUUUUCACACCAUGAUUACAAAUUGAUCAGUAAGGUUAACAAAGAUGGUCCUUACAGUGGUUUACUCGUCUCCAAAAACUCAGAGUUGCAGCCGUUCUUGAAGUCGCCGGGCUUUCACCUCCAUAGUAAAAUUUCUCAUGUAGUAUUAUCAGGGAGAAGGUUUUACAUUGGACAUAUCGGUGACAGGAAGAUGAUAGUCGCCGUGACAGGGAUGGGCAUGAUGAAUGCAGCAAUUACAACACAAAUGUUAUGUGGAUUGUUCAAAAUUAAGCACAUUCUUCACUAUGGAUUAGCGAGUAAUGCUGAUAGUAAAAUGAAUAUGGGUGACAUAGUGAUUCCUGAGUAUUGGGCUCAUACCGGAUACUGGAACUGGCAGAGGUAUGGGUAUGGUCCGGACGAUGAAUUAGCUUUUGAAGAAGAAGGAUAUUUUUCGAGAGAUUAUGGUUAUUUGAAAUUUUCUGAUUAUUACACAAACAAGACUGGCGGGAAGGACAAAGGUUAUUCCUGUAAUAAUGACCUAAACAACAUUUGGUAUCAACCCGAAGAAAUAUUUCAUGCUGGUGAAACAAAAGAUUCAGUUUUUUGGGUUCCUACUCCAUAUACGUACUACGAAACAGCAAAGAAACUAGAGGUAGUAGCAUUAAAAGGAUGCACAAAAGAAGGCACAUAUUGCUUGCAGAAGACACCAAAAGUAGUAACAGUGAAUAAAGGGAGCAGUGCCAGUAUGUAUAUAGAUAAUUAUGCAUACAAGAACUUCUUAAACUCGAAGUUUCAUGUCAGUUCAUGCGAUAUGGAAGGAGCUGCAAUUGCGUUGGUCUGUCAUCAACAUUAUAUUCCUUUUCUUGGAUUUAAAGCUUUACAUGAUUAUUAUGAUGCUCCUAAUCCAGCACAACCUCCCUCUUGUUCUCCCCCGACUCCUCCUACCUCUCCACCUCCCUCGACUCCUCCUACCGCUCCACCCCCCUCGACUCCUCCUACCUCUCCACCUCCCUCCCCGGCCUAUCCUCCUACCUCUCCACCUCCCUCUUCUUCUCCCUCUCCCUCUCCGUCCUAUCCUCCUCACUACACUCCCCCUUCUUCUCCCUUUCCUUCUUCCUCUUCUUCUCGCUCUCUUUAUCCCUCCAUUUCCCCCUUUUCUUCUCCCUCUAUUCCCGAUGGUGACGCUGCCGUCAUCGCUGAAGAGAAGAGUAGUAUCUACGGUCUCUUGAUUGAGAAUUGUGUUAAAGUUACACAUGAGUUUAUUACCAAGUAUAGUCAUCACAUGAGUGAUGAUGUGUCUGUUAGCUCUUCUUAAAGGUCGUUUUUGGCAAACUGGAUUUCUUGCAGCUGAAUUUCGGGCUAGUCAAGUCAUUGCGUACGUCCAAGGAACAGGAGAAAUCAAACUUUGGUGUCUGUGUUGUUAGUCCUUAAGCGUGUGCAUGUAUUUUUAUUUUAUUUGUACUGGAAUAAUAUUAUAUGUGUGGAUUUCAUUAGUAUAUAUGUAAGAGCUUUGAGAUCGAGACUUGUUGAAAUAUUAAUAAGUGAUUUGCUAUGAUCCUUAUGUA
Papaver somniferum (opium poppy) is the source of this 1737-nucleotide messenger RNA. Its product is annotated as bark storage protein A-like. The coding region runs from base 108 to 1487 and encodes 459 amino acids. Gene Ontology annotation, molecular function: catalytic activity. The transcript has 5 exons. NCBI's taxonomy places the organism in Eukaryota, Viridiplantae, Streptophyta, Magnoliopsida, Ranunculales, Papaveraceae. Gene Ontology annotation, biological process: nucleoside metabolic process. The record is from RefSeq and is a predicted model, not a curated record.